Molecule: messenger RNA, 12053 nt
Organism: Panthera uncia (snow leopard)
Lineage: Eukaryota; Metazoa; Chordata; Mammalia; Carnivora; Felidae
Gene: TNKS
Product: tankyrase
Exons: 26
Coding region: 6463-9702 (1079 amino acids)
Cellular component (GO): nucleus; cytoplasm
Molecular function (GO): NAD+ poly-ADP-ribosyltransferase activity; protein binding
Source: RefSeq, a predicted model, not a curated record
UAUUGAUAUUCAUUGUUGCUUCUGCAUUUUGGAUUACCUCUGUACUUGGUUAUCUUGGCUAUGUGGUGGGCCUUUUACUCUAAAUUUAUCUGUAAGGACUAACUUUUUGCCCUUUGAUGAAAGUACCUUCCCCUGAGAGGAUGGGCAUAUAUGUUUGCCAGAUGUCCUGACAUUACUGCCAAUCUGGGACCACCUUCAAAUUAAACUCAAGGCUUCACAUAGUUUGGACACCCAAAGUUUCCAGCCAGAGGGAUGAUUCUGUGCUAGGGUGAGUUCAGGUCACUUGAUCCUCCUCCUGAGGAUAUAGCCCUUUUUGUAUGGGGACAGUCUUUGUUAGAAUCCUUACUUUGUCGGGGGGGGGGGGGGGGGCAGAAAUGAUUGCUGUUCCCUGUGUCCUAUGAGACAUUGAAAGGGCAACUUAUAUUUUUCUGGAUUAGUAAGUGCUUUCAGAACAAAGGCAGUUUCCAUAUAUGUUUGUCCUCUGGAUUCCCAUUUGUGCCUUAGUUUUGGGCUAGUAAUUCUUUGUCAUUAGCUCUUAGAUGAAGUUAUGUUUUUUGUUUUAAAUCUAGUUCUGUUCAUUAUUCACAGCCUAAGGAUUGGUCCAAAUAAAUGGUCAGCCAGUAUUGAAAAGAGAAACUUGUCAUUCAAAUUCUAACUCAGUGCUCACUUCGGCAGCACAUAUACUAAAUUCUAUUUCAGAUUCAGUAAGCCACACUACUAUGUAGGAUAACACUGGUUACUUGAAUUUUCAUGUCUACUGUUAGUGGUAAAUCAACUCUUGAUGAUUUUUUAAAAUAAAAUACGGUAGUUUACCUUUAUGCCAUAGUAGUAAGUAAAGUGUAUCCUGAAUGAAAAGAUAAAUGGCUUUUCAAAAAAUGUGUACAAUAUAUAAAUAUCUUAUAAUACAAUUAUAAUAUUGUACAUGUUCCUGUGGAAAAAGGCAAUCUGAAUAGGUAUUAACCUCAGGAUAUGCCAUGUAUAUCACUUAGAAAAAAUAAUUUGUUGGGGUGCUUGGGUGGCUCUGUCGGUUGAGUGUCCGACUCUUGAUUUCGGCUCAGGUCAUUAUCUCAGGGUCUUGACAAAGCCUGCUUGGGAUUCUCUCUCAUCCUCUCUCCCUGCCCAUCCUCCCCUGCACAUGCUCUGUCUCUCUCAAAAUAAAUAAAUACACAUUAAAAAAAAAAAGAAAAAGUAAUCUGUCUUUUAAAAGCCAUGUGUGUUGGUGAGAGUCCUAUAUAUUGAAGAUUGUAGCUAGUUAAAAUUGGGCCACUUGAUAUUUGCUCUAAGAUUAGGUUUUAUUUGCUAAAAAAUCUAAUGAAUUUAGUCCUCUGUGUGACUGAAUUUUGGAAGCUCAGUCAGAUGACUAUCUCUAUACUCAUAAAGAUAAGAUGACUGUGAAAUACAUUUUAACAUAAACAUAACUGCUUUUAAAAUUGAGUAUUCAGGGGCCUGGGUGGCUCAGUUGGUUAGGUCAUGAUCUUGAUUUCAGCUCAGGUCAUGAUCUUGUGGUUCAUGACGUUGAGCCCCACAUCAGGCUCCACACUCAGCUUGGGAUUCUCUUCCUCCUCUUCUCUCUGCUCCUGUCCAACUUGUUCUCUCUCUCUCUCAAAAAUAAAUAAACAAAUAAAUAAAAUUGAGUGUUCAUUGCGAGGAACAGUUUUAGACUUUUAAUGUAGCUCUAAAAUUCACAUAACAAAGAAUUUACAAUAUUUUAAUAGAGGAUGUCUACAUUUUAUAGUGAAAACUAUAUUAAACACUUUUUGACAACUUACCUAAAAGUCUUGCUAUGUUUUUAGCUUGGAUAUUUGUAUUGUUUUUAUUUCUUUUAUCUUCUUGAAUAAGUUACUAAUACCUAUAAUUAAAUACAAUCUACCAUACUAGCACUUGGUAUUUUUCUAGGAAUUUGAUAGGAUGAGGCUUUGCAUACAUGUAAAAAUACUUUCUUUUUAUUCGGAAGAAUUAAAAUGAUAGGCAUGCUUAAAUUCAAUAGUUUUGAGAGAUGAAACAGUUUCAAUUUCUACUGUAUUGGUCACAAGGUAAAGGCGUGCUUUUGAAUCUGGCUCACUAUAGCUGAAUGCUUGCACCAGAAAUAGGAAAAUCACAUGUCCUUCUUGGCAUAAGCUCUUUUGAGAAUGACAGUUUGAAUAUUGUAAUCCUACCUUGGUUUUAACUAUCUGUUGUUAUGCCAGCUGCUAUAUUUCUCCAUCCUCCUAAACUCAGAAGGACAUAAAUGGAUUUGAAAUGCAUCAGUCGAACAAUUGGAUUUAGACAAGUCAUUUGGGAUUCGAGAUUUGAUGAUGAGCUAAUCGGUUAAAGAUAGUACAAGGAGAUUUUUGAAUGGCCACAGUAGUCUUGAAUUUAUGUACUGAAUCAUUACUCAGAUUUUAGUUUCCUUGUUUUUCUUUCAAACCUUACUUUCUGUAUUGUUUGUAUAUUUUGGGAACUUUGCUUCAGAAGCUGUGCUACUUUUGAAGGAGACUGUUUUAUAUGAGCGUGUUGUCAGUGUAUGUUGAUGUUACAAGAUGAAUUUCUUUUUUUUAAGUUUAUUUAUUUUGAUGUUGAUUUUUGAGAGAGAGAGAGAGAAAGAGACAGAGAGAGAAAGAGAGCGCAAGUGGGGGAGGGGCAGACAGGGAGACACAGAGUCCUAAGCAGGCUCCAAGCUGUCAACACAGAGCCCAAUGUGGGGCUUGAACUCACAAACCCUGAGAUCGUGACCUGAGCCAAAGUCCGACACUUAACGGACUGAGCCGCCCACGUGCCCCACUACUUAUUUAUUUUGAGAGAGAGAGAGAGAGAGAGAGAGAGAGAGAGAGAGAGCGUGUGAGCGGAUGUGUGCAAGUGCAGAGGAGGGGUAGAGAGAGAGGAAUUUCUAAUUGUAGUUUGCAUUGCAAGUCACAUUUUGUAACUGUUUGGUAGCUCAGAAGUUUGAAUGCAAAAUUUGAAGCAGAAUUGAGAAUUCCACGUCACCGGUUCAAGUGUAGACUGUCAUUCUUGAAAGCCAUUGUUUUACCUUGGCCUGAUGUAUGUGCUGUUCGUCUGGCAUUGGAAAACAGAGGAACGACUCCCCGUAGAGAAUAGUGUGAAACAGAAUUUCAGUCGGAGGAAUUGCUUGGGAGUCAGUUGGGACGCUUUAGUAUGUACCCCACAACUUCCAUUGAUUAUGGGGUUCUACUUUGAGUUUGGUUUUUGUUAGCUACAGUGUUAGGGUGAAUGAAAAACUUUUUUUUUUUUUUUAAUUUUGAUUUAGAGGGUGGGAAGGAAAAGGUUCUACUCGAAAUAACUUUUUUUUUUCUUUUUAAUUGAGUUUCUACCUUAGACAUCUAGACAUCAUCUGCCUAGUCCAGCUCCUCCACUUUAUAGACUUGGGAAGUCUGGCCCAGAGAAUUUUUUGAUUCUCAAACCAUAUGAGGUAGAGGACUAGGUUUUUCUUCCUCCCCAGGGUAUGGCAGGCCAAUAAUUUUGUAAAGUACAAUAAAAAUGAAAUACCAGUAAAUAAUUUUAAAAUAACAUACACAAUUCUAGAUGCUUCCUCUUAAUUUCUGUGCUUAUUUCAAUGUAGAUGGAUUACAAAGAGUUCUGGGACUAGAAUAGUCCAUAGACCAUAUUUGGUAUAUCACUGUCAAGGUAGGCGUUGGCAGACUGUCAUAUACGGGCCAAAUACAGCUCACCCCUUGCGUUUUGUAUGUAAGCUAAGAAUUGCUUUUACAUUUUUCAGUGAUUUUUAAAAAAAUCACAGUACUAGUAUUUUGUGACACAUGAAAACUAUAUAAAAUUAAUAUGUCACUGUCCUUAACUAAAAUUUUAUUGAAGUGCAGCCACACACAUUCUUUUAAGUAUUGUCUGGAGCUACUUUUCCCCUGUAAGGAUGAGGCUGAGGCAGGGAUGAGUAGUUGAGACAGAGACCAUAUGGUCUACAGAGCCUGAUAUAUUUACUAUCAGACCCUUUGCAGAAAAAAUAAAGAUUUAAAGAGCUGGCUCUAGGACAAAGCAUUGAAUUAGUAGUUAGUGGUAGAGUUGAGAGCACAAACAAGGUCUCCAUUUACAAAUGUGCUUUAAAUAUUGUCGUUAGCUGCUGUGUAGUACAGGCUCCAUGCUUAGUGCUUUGCCUGCCACGGUUCUGUAAACUUCCCAGCACUGCCCUUUUACACAAGUUAGAGAAUUGUUAGCUUACUUCUAGUUAUAGAUGCCUUUAUUGCCCCUAAAUCUCUCUUCUUUUUAAAUUUUUAUGUUUACUUAUUUUUGAGAGAGAGAGAGAGAGAGCACAAGCAGGGGAGGAGCAGAGAGAGACGGAGGCACAGAAUCCAAAGCAGGCUCCAGGCUGUGAGCUGUCCGCACAGAGCCUGAUAAAGGGCUCGAAUCCACAAACCAGGAGAUUGUGACCUGAGCCAAAGUCGGACACUUAACCGACUGAGCCACCCAGGCGCCCCCCCCAAAACUCUUAAUUCUACUGAGUUUUGGUUUUUAGUUAACUGCUCUCCAGUUAACUAAAAAUGAUUGAAUAUUUUCUAAUGUAGAUUUUGUUGUCAGCAUCUGCUUCAGAAAAUUCAACUUCUUCCCUGUUGCUACUUUAGUUUGCACUGUUUCUGUGCGUUCAGGUCUAAUGAAAGAAAUACAUAGGACUCAGAAUCUUUAGAAAACAGAUAUUUUUAGUAACAAGAUUGCUUCUUUAAAAGUCACCUAAAAUAAAGCAAAACUGCAGCCAAACUUAAUGGCAGAUUUCUAUUGUAAAAUAGCAGAAAUAUAAUAGGUAAAGUACUAGUUACAACAAAAAAGAUUGAGAUUUUAGGUGACUUUUGGAGAAACAAUAAGGCUUUCAGGUUUUUUCCUCUACCUCAUAAACUGCAAAAUAAAAGCUCCCAUCAUACAAUUAUCAAGCCUUGUUAAAUGAACAUACUGCUUUACUUAUUUAAAGCAGGUCUGAAGUUCUCAAAGUAUGCAGUAAAAAAACUCUGCUUUUCAUGGGGCUGUUACUUCUUUGUUUUCCUACCCUUUGCAUGUGAUCACUCAGCUACUAAAUAAAGAUAGAGCCAUAGCUGUCAGCUUUACGUUUGAUACAUGAGUCCGCUUCAUGAUAAAGACCCUUUAUAAGCCAAACCUUCAUGUUGGGAUUUCUUCUUGGAAUUAAAAAAAAACAAAAACAAAAACACAACUGUUGCCAUGAAAGCUUAUUCAUUGUGAUGAAAGAGUAACCACGGUUUGAGAUUGUGGUACUUGCUAUUUUAUUCUGUUUACUCUUGAGUCAGUGUGUAAACAUCUGGAAAAUAAUUAUGAUUGCUUUCAUUCAGAGAUGAAAUAAUAUGGAAAGUCCUGGCAAAAUCUCACUCCCAUCUUCUCAGCCCUGGCUAGUUUUUACUAUCCCACAUCUGAGAGUGGCCAAGAUUUAGUGCAAGAGGUGCUGAUGAACACUGUUCCGGCAGCUGCGUCCUAAUUCCAGAUAAGGCUAUUCCUUUGUACUUUAUAACGAAGCCAUUGACUAGAUGGCUUAUGGAUUAAAGGAGGGGGAAGAGCUUUAUAAACAGCAGGACCUAUUACUUAGUAAUACAGGAGGAUUGCCUUCCAUAUAUUCCCAAGGAAUGUGUGUACUUUAGCUUGGAAGUGUCAAUGAAUGAAAAUUCGGGACUCACCAACAGCAGUGGCUCCGACGUUUUUAGACAUUAUAUAACAUCUCUUUAACCACUUAUUUGAAUAUGACAUUUCUGCUUUGUUUUAAAUUUAUGUUGUAGUAUAGUGGUAAAUGGUAACAGCUACUGUUCUCAGCAGGACACAAAAUCUUAACUAUUUGAACUGUUAGAAGAACUUGUAAUUGAACCCUGCUUGUUUGGACUAGUUGUUAUUGUAUUUAGUAGCCUAACCGUCCGUUGGGUGGUAUUACAGCAACACCCGCCAUCCCUCCACGCCCAUGUGCUCACAUACCAGGUGUGGCGGGGAAGUGUUUUGGAUUAAUAAAUCAUUACAUCUGGAUUUGACUCAAACAGUACUUCUCUCCUUUGGGAGCCUCCAUGUCUAAGAAUUCUCCGUAGCUACUUUCUACCUAAUACGUGUAGCAUGUGCAGCAUUCAUUCCUUGGCAUAUAUCAUAGUGAUAUUCUGCUUCUAAACAUUUUUUAUGGAAAGAAUUAUUGCAGACGGCAGUUCUUUUUUGCAGCCUGACUGCAGGGGAGCAGGGUUGCAUGCAUUCCUAUGUCCGUUAAACUUCCUGGAAGCAAGCCAGUAUGUUCUGGUGAGUUUCCUGUGCAAGCAGCGAGCCACUAAAAGGCUUGCACGGUAUUACAACUCUUCUGAGGAGAGGAAGCGUUAGGAAAUUCAGCAGUAAAGCAGCAGCAACAAGCAGCCACAGUGGUAGUAAAGAUAGGGAGGUUCCCGGUUAGCGUAUUUCCCAGUGUGAGGCAGUGAGCACACAGCUUCCCAUUCCGCUGCCUGAAGGAGGCAAACCAAAACUGGCUUCUCGCAAGAUUUUUCUAGUUUCAUGUUUAUGAUGCUAAGUCAUGUGAUAAUACUGUACCACAAGUUGCCAACUUUGCUUUACUCUAGAGAGGAUCCUCUGCUGCAGUGCUUUUUUCCCACCUUUCUGUGUCUUUCUUUCUUCUUUUUUUUUCUUGAAAGAGAAAAAACCGUGCAAUUGCUGCUGCAGCACGGAGCCGAUCCAAACAUUCGGAACACUGAUGGGAAAUCAGCCCUGGACCUGGCCGACUCUUCAGCGAAAGCUGUCCUCACAGGUGAAUACAAGAAAGACGAACUCCUAGAAGCUGCUAGGAGUGGUAAUGAAGAAAAACUAAUGGCUUUACUGACUCCUCUAAAUGUGAAUUGCCAUGCAAGUGAUGGGCGAAAGUCUACGCCUCUACAUCUGGCCGCAGGCUACAACAGAGUGCGGAUAGUACAGCUUCUUCUCCAGCAUGGUGCUGAUGUUCAUGCAAAAGACAAAGGUGGACUUGUGCCUCUUCAUAAUGCAUGUUCAUAUGGACAUUAUGAAGUCACAGAACUGCUACUUAAGCAUGGAGCUUGUGUCAACGCUAUGGAUCUCUGGCAGUUCACUCCACUCCAUGAGGCUGCUUCCAAGAAUCGUGUGGAAGUCUGCUCUCUGUUACUUAGCCAUGGUGCUGAUCCUACACUAGUCAAUUGCCAUGGCAAAAGUGCUGUAGAUAUGGCUCCAACUCCUGAGCUCCGGGAGAGAUUGACUUAUGAAUUUAAAGGUCACUCUCUACUGCAAGCAGCCAGAGAAGCAGACCUAGCCAAAGUUAAAAAAACACUUGCUUUGGAAAUCAUUAAUUUCAAACAACCACAGUCUCAUGAAACUGCCCUGCACUGUGCUGUGGCCUCCCUGCAUCCCAAACGAAAACAAGUGACAGAACUAUUACUUAGAAAAGGAGCAAAUGUUAAUGAAAAAAAUAAAGAUUUCAUGACUCCCUUGCAUGUUGCAGCAGAAAGAGCUCACAAUGAUGUCAUGGAAGUUCUACAUAAGCAUGGAGCAAAGAUGAACGCACUGGACACUCUUGGUCAGACUGCUUUGCAUAGAGCUGCCCUAGCAGGCCACCUGCAGACCUGCCGCCUCCUGCUGAGUUACGGCUCCGAUCCCUCCAUCAUCUCCUUACAAGGCUUUACGGCAGCGCAGAUGGGGAACGAAGCGGUGCAGCAGAUUCUGAGCGAAAGUACACCUAUACGCACUUCUGAUGUUGACUAUCGGCUCUUAGAGGCAUCUAAAGCUGGAGACUUGGAAACUGUGAAGCAACUUUGCAGCCCUCAAAAUGUGAAUUGCAGAGAUUUGGAGGGUCGGCAUUCUACACCUCUACACUUUGCAGCAGGCUACAAUCGUGUGUCUGUUGUGGAGUACCUCCUACACCACGGGGCCGAUGUCCACGCCAAAGACAAAGGUGGCUUGGUACCCCUUCAUAAUGCUUGUUCAUAUGGACACUAUGAGGUAGCGGAACUUUUAGUAAGGCAUGGGGCUUCUGUCAAUGUGGCGGACUUAUGGAAGUUUACCCCUCUGCAUGAAGCAGCAGCUAAAGGAAAAUAUGAAAUCUGCAAGCUCCUUUUAAAACAUGGAGCAGACCCAACCAAAAAGAACAGAGAUGGAAACACACCAUUAGAUUUGGUAAAAGAGGGAGACACGGACAUCCAGGACCUGCUGAGGGGAGACGCCGCCUUACUGGACGCUGCCAAGAAAGGCUGCCUGGCGAGAGUGCAGAAGCUCUGCACGCCAGAGAAUAUCAACUGCAGGGACACCCAGGGCAGAAACUCCACCCCUCUGCACCUGGCGGCAGGCUACAAUAACCUGGAGGUAGCUGAAUAUCUUCUGGAGCACGGAGCAGAUGUUAAUGCCCAAGACAAAGGUGGUUUAAUUCCUCUUCAUAACGCAGCAUCCUAUGGGCAUGUGGACAUAGCGGCAUUGCUGAUAAAAUACAACACGUGUGUAAAUGCAACAGACAAGUGGGCGUUUACUCCUCUUCAUGAAGCAGCCCAGAAAGGAAGGACACAGUUAUGUGCCCUACUCCUAGCACAUGGUGCAGAUCCAACUAUGAAGAACCAGGAAGGCCAGACACCUUUGGAUCUGGCGACGGCAGACGACAUCAGAGCUUUGCUGAUAGAUGCCAUGCCCCCGGAGGCCUUACCUACCUGUUUUAAACCUCAGGCCACCGUAGUGAGUGCCUCUCUGAUCUCACCAGCAUCCACCCCCUCCUGCCUGUCUGCUGCCAGCAGCAUCGAUAACCUCACUGGCCCUUUAGCGGAACUGGCCGUAGGAGGAGCGGCCAACACAGGGGAUGGAGCAGCGGGUGCAGAAAGGAAGGAGGGAGAAGUUGCGGGUCUUGACAUGAAUAUCAGCCAAUUCCUGAAAAGCCUUGGUCUUGAACACCUUCGGGACAUCUUUGAAACAGAACAGAUUACACUAGAUGUACUGGCUGAUAUGGGUCAUGAGGAGUUGAAAGAAAUAGGCAUCAAUGCAUAUGGACACCGCCAUAAAUUAAUCAAAGGAGUAGAAAGACUCUUAGGUGGACAACAAGGCACCAACCCUUAUCUGACUUUUCACUGUGUUAAUCAGGGAACUAUUUUGCUGGAUCUUGCUCCAGAGGAUAAGGAAUAUCAGUCAGUAGAAGAAGAGAUGCAAAGUACGAUUCGAGAACACAGAGAUGGUGGUAAUGCUGGUGGCAUCUUCAACAGAUACAAUGUCAUUCGAAUUCAAAAAGUUGUCAACAAGAAGUUGAGGGAACGAUUCUGUCACAGACAAAAGGAAGUGUCUGAGGAGAAUCACAACCAUCACAAUGAGCGCAUGCUAUUUCACGGUUCUCCUUUCAUUAAUGCCAUUAUUCAUAAAGGGUUUGAUGAGCGACAUGCAUACAUAGGAGGAAUGUUUGGUGCCGGGAUUUAUUUUGCUGAAAACUCCUCCAAAAGCAACCAGUAUGUUUAUGGAAUUGGCGGAGGAACAGGCUGUCCCACGCACAAAGAUCGCUCGUGUUAUAUAUGUCACAGACAAAUGCUUUUCUGUAGAGUGACCCUUGGCAAAUCCUUUCUGCAAUUCAGCACCAUGAAAAUGGCUCAUGCCCCUCCAGGACAUCACUCAGUGAUCGGGAGACCAAGUGUGAACGGGCUGGCAUAUGCUGAAUAUGUCAUCUACAGAGGUGAACAGGCCUACCCAGAGUAUCUCAUCACAUACCAGAUCAUGAAGCCAGAAGCUCCUUCGCAAACCGCCACAGCCUCGGAGCAGAAGACCUAGUGAAGGCCCCCAGGGAAAAACCAGAUCGGAUUUAAACUUGGGACUGGAUUACAGUGGAUUGUUUCCAACAAAAUCAAUAUUCCGUAAAUCCCUGACAGCCUAGAAAUAAGCUGUUUGUCUUUUAUAAAGCAUUGCUAUAGUGAUGAAUAUAGUAUGAGUAACUGAUAAAUACUCAACUGCUACUGUUCCCUUUGAGGAAAUGUUUACAGGGGCGGCCUUUUAACAUAUCUCAGGCUCAUUUGCAUUGCAAUUGUCCAUUUCUAAAACAAGAUUGCUUUGAUCUGGGCUUGGAAAUGGAAAAACAAAACAUACUUUCCCAAAUUUCACAAUUUACACACUACAUUUGCUUUGUUACAUAUGGCACGUGUAUGCAACAAAUACCUAUGUCAGGCUCAUUUUAAAUGUUUUAUAAACAUGCAUCAUUCUUUUUUUUUUCCUUUUCCUUUUUUUUUUUUUUUUUUUUUGGUAUGUGUUUUUGUUUACUUUGAAAAUGAGCCAGAGCCUUCUCGAGGAUAUUUUGCACAAAGUCACACUGACUAAAAUCAUUAGCAAUGCAACAUGAGCUUCUGGCUGAGCAAGACUUAGUUUCCUCUUUUUUUUCACUCUGAUCUAUUUUGUAUCUGUACUUCGUAUCAUUGUAAAUCGGGUGGGGAAGGAAAAACAUCAGGUUUUAGUUUCCUUUUAUGACUUGGCCAGUCUUACAAGGGAAAGGCACACAGGUCAAACUGACUUAGGAGCUCGCUAGCCCAGAAAAGUGGAAGCUGCUGUGGGCCCCUGCUCUUCCCAUUCCAGCCUGCCUUCGAGGUGUUGGGAGGGGAGCUAGUGCGGAGACCUCCGAAGAGCGCAGCCGGGGAAAGGGGGGGGGGGGGGGGAUGUGUGAUGUGUCUCGGAGCUCAGGAAACACCACGGGACGGUGUGGGGGACCCCACUGACGCAUGGGAGGAGCACGUGGUUGCAGGAUACCGUGGUAGGAAAGGCUCGCAGGGCCUCCUCCAAGAAAAAGUACGUCUCUUCGCCUAAUCCGGACCGCCGGAAGAGUCACCCCCGAAAUUAGCUGCCUUAUUUCCAAAUUGAGUGGAAUUAUUGUACUCUAUUAGAGUCACAAAAAUCUUCACGGUUUCUCCAGUUCAAAAAGCUAAAGUUCACAUCGUCUUUAGUAGAUAGAUGUGCAGGGACUUUUGUGUUUACUCCAGAUUGGGGCUUAUUUUGAGUGAGGUGCUUCAGAUAGUUUAUAGAGGUCCCUGCACUACGUUUCCGAACCGUUUCUUCAAACUUCUUAACAGACAAGGAGAACAAAAACUGAAACCAAAGCUCUUUUCGGUUAUUUUUAUAAAUGAAGGUGGAGAAAUACUAUACUGUUUCUGCAGGAAGUUACUACUUUGUUUUGCAUGUUUUAAUCAAUAUUUGCCCGGUGCACAUCAAUGCUCGUAAAAGAUUACCCAUUCCAGUUUUUACACUCGCCCUUUUCACCCGAACUGAAUAUCGAAUUGACUACGUUAACUCACUUACUUUGACACGCUGUGCAUCUUCUCAGCUUUGAAGCAAAAGUAACAUAAAUGUGGUUAGGAAAAAAAAGAAAAGGAGAAACAGUGUGACAACAAACUUGCCGUUUCAACUUCAAUUUCUGAAAACCGAUUUAUUUUUUAAUGCAGGCUGAUUAAGCUGUGACCUCAUUUACUCUCCUAAAGGAAAAUAAAAUGGUUACAUGCAAAAAUUCUAGAAUAGGCUCUUAAAGUAUACACUUAGCUUUCUUUUUGGCUGAGUCCAGUGCUAGAACUAGGCAUCGGGAACUAGUUUGAGUUUUAUAGCAGAAUCUUGCAUGGGUCCUCAAAAUGAAAUCAAGAAUUAGCCUCAGUUGUUGCUUCUAUUGAAGUUAUAGUGACCCAAGCUGGGUGUUCGUGUCUUGGCUACCUGUGUAAUAGCACUAGAAUUCCAUACGAAGCUUCCGAGUUUAAUAUUUGUUAAGAAGGCUUUUUUCCUCCUUUCCUUCUUUUUUGCCGUGUGUAACAAUGGGUUGAAGGAAUGGCAUCUGUAUUGUUUUCAGUAGCUGUGAAAGUGUAUAAUACUUGCCUCCCCACUUAGAAAUAGUUUAAACUGGUAAACACAGCUGUGAUUUUUAGUUCAGUAAAAGGGUUAAUAUGGUAUAGAUCUCAAAAGCUUUAUAGCUUUAUUAAAAAGAUAAGCCACUGCUCAACUGUGGUUAUAUGUUGUUUCCAUCAUACUAACUAGAUUAAUGGAUGUGUUAAACUUCAGCCUUACACUUGAGAAGUCCACCUGUGGUUCAGUAUCUAACCCGCCGAUGUUCCGUAUCUGAUGUUCCGUGUGCCGAGUAAAGGUACUUGUGUAAGGAA